Messenger RNA from Penaeus vannamei (Pacific white shrimp), 615 nucleotides. The record is from RefSeq and is a predicted model, not a curated record. NCBI's taxonomy places the organism in Eukaryota, Metazoa, Arthropoda, Malacostraca, Decapoda, Penaeidae.
AUGAACAGGCAUCUCGCCACAGAUAGACACAAUGUUGCCACGAGCAUGAGACAGAGAUACAAAUAUAAGAACACCACAAGACACACAGAUCAUAGCCAAACAACACCGGAGAUACAGGCACUAAUAAGCACAAGACACAGAGACACAAGAUAUACAGAACAGCACCGCCACAUAGAACACAGAGUUGCCAACGACGAUGAGAACAUGGCGGCAAACUCUCGCGCACAGAGACACAGAGUUGCCAACCGAGAUAACAGGCACUUCGCCAUCAAGACACCAGGUAAGGAAAGUGCCAACGAGGAUGAACAAGGCACUUCGCACAAGACAAAGCAAAAGUUGCCAACGAGAGUGAACAGAGGCACUUAUUCGCCACAAGACACAGAACAGUUGCAAACGGUUGAUGAUCAGGCACUUCGCCACAAGACACAGGAGUUGCCAACGAGAUUAAACAGGGCACUUCGCCACAAGACACAAAGUUGCCAACGAGAUGAACAGGCACUUCGCCACAAGACACAAAGUUGCCAACGAGAUGAACAGGCACUUCGCCACAAGACACAGAGUUGCCAACACGAGAUGAACAGGCACUUCGCCACAAGACACAAAGUUGCCAACUGA